ACCCCCACGUUCAUCUCCUUUUCGUCUUUCCUUAGUUUUCCACCAAGUCAAAGUUCUUGAAACAACCCUCUUACAACACAGCAAUAACCCAAAACCUCCUCAUAUACCCCAACUCCAACGCACUUGUCCCUUGGGUUCAGCUAGGAAUUAGACACAAGUCUUGAUUGUGAGUAUGGCUUUAUCAUGCGGUCAGGGCGAUCAGGUUCUGCCUCUAAAUGAGAAUGAUUCUCAAGAAAUCGUAUUACACCAACUCCUCAACGAGGCUGAUGCCUUAAACACUUCUUCGCAUCAGAUCAGGAGUCAGAGUUUUAACCUCCGCCCGUCUCAUUCCGUCACAAAGAAGAACUACAGAGGCGUGAGGCGGCGGCCCUGGGGGAAGUUCGCAGCCGAGAUUCGGGACUCCAACCGGCAGGGGGCAAGAAUAUGGCUGGGGACAUUCGAAACAGCCGAAGAAGCUGCUUUGGCUUACGAUAAGGCGGCAUUUAGAAUGCGAGGCACAAAGGCUCUCCUCAAUUUCCCUCCUGAAAUCGUGGCUGCUGCUGCUUCUUCAUCGAGCACUCCAACACUUGAUCGCGAUCAAAAACAUUUGGAUAAUUCUAGAAACUGUUUGUCUGAUGAUGCAAGUAGUGUGUCAAGUGAGAUGGUUUGAGACAUAUAAGGGUUGGGGUUGAAUCGUAAUUUCUUCUAGUUUUGGGUGUACUUAAUUGUAUGCUUGCGGGUGCUCCCCUCUGUGUUUGCGUAUUGCAGGUACUCCCAAGCAAAAAUGCCUUACGAUAAUCGUUUGCUUUUUUAUUACUGCACUUAAUUUGUUCAGUGCUUUUUUAUCUUCA
Molecule: messenger RNA, 830 nt
Organism: Sesamum indicum (sesame)
Lineage: Eukaryota; Viridiplantae; Streptophyta; Magnoliopsida; Lamiales; Pedaliaceae
Product: pathogenesis-related genes transcriptional activator PTI5-like
Biological process (GO): regulation of DNA-templated transcription; ethylene-activated signaling pathway
Molecular function (GO): DNA-binding transcription factor activity; DNA binding
Source: RefSeq, a predicted model, not a curated record